ACCCCUGAACGCGGUCGUCGCUCUUGCUCUGAGUCCUCUCAUUUCGCCUGUCGCGGCGUCACCUGAAGACUUUCGGUCCCAGGAGUCUGGGCCCGGUUCCUGCUAAAAUCGCUCUGAGGCAGGCACCGGCCCCAAGUUUCUGCCUUCGGUCCGUAUAGACGCUGACCUGCAGCGCUGUUUUCCUGCUCUGAAUGCCUUUAUCAAACCUCUCUCCGACUCCCGGCUCCCUACCCGACCUCACCCUCCUCGGCCCGAUUUCGUUCUGACAAGUCCUCAAUCCUGGAGGAUGGAUCACCCUUGACCUCCAAGGAGAGCGGAAAGGGACUGCUGAGGCAAAAGUUUCUGCAACUAGUGAGGCAUCAGAAGUAUUGUGCAGGAAGAACGUCAGAAUAAUCUUACCUGAGAAAGAAGCUCAGAGGAAGAGGAAAGAAAGAAGGGAUGGCCCUUUCCCAGAUUCUUCCUCACUGUGACCCAGUGACCCGGAACUUGGGAAGAGGGUCCUUUUAGGCGAUCCUCCUGUGAAAGGUUUUGUUCUCACGUGGACUGGAGGGACUAUUUACAUUCAGGGAUGUGACCAUCGAAUUUUCUCAGGAGGAAUGGGAAUGCCUGGCCCCUUCUCAGAGGGCCCUGUAUAGGGACGUGAUGCUGGAUACCUACAGGAACCUGGUCUCCCUGGGUGAGGAUAACUUCUCUCCGGACGUUGAUGAUCUUAUAGGAAUCCUUUCUGCUGGAUUUGGAAUUAACAAAUUAUCACCAAGAGAGAACACUAAUGUAGGAGAAUUAUACGGAAAUGAAAACCAUGGCAUCAAGGAUUUUGACCUCGAAGAAGUCUGUGAAAAUAUGCAGAAGAGUGAGAGUGAGUGGGGAUGUGAUGCAAGAAAUGACAAAGACUUGCUUUUGACCCAUAACAAAAAUCUCAGUCAGAGAGAAGAUCAGUAUAAUAAAUCCUUAAUUAAUUUUCCUCAGAGUGUUUCUGUAAGAAGUAAUACAUAUGAAUAUUUCAUGCAUGACAAGUCAUUCCUAAGAAGUUGGUUAACAGUGAAAAAUAACAUGAACAUUGCUGGAAACAAAGAUAUAAAGUGUUUAGACAAUAGAACUGGAGCAAGGCUGCCGGCACAGGUGGCUGAACUGCAGAGAUUUACAACUGAGGAGAAAAUGUAUAGAGGCACUCAAGUUGAGAAGUCAGUCAGCAAUGGUUUCUCAGUUUCCCCACUUCAUAGAAUUCCUCUGACUGUGGAAACUACCGUGUUACCCACACAACACAGGAGAACACACACUGAAGAAAAAUCUUACAACUGUAAUGACUGUGGGAAGGUUUUUAGCAAAAGCUCAAACCUCAGAAAUCACAGGAGAAUUCACUCUGGACAGAAACCUUACAAAUGUAAUGUGUGUGGCAAAGCCUUUAACCAGGGUUCUAAUCUCACUACACAUCAGAGAGUGCACACAGGAGAGAAACCAUAUAAAUGUGAUGUCUGUGGCAAGGUCUUUAGUAGAAACUCACACCUUGAAAAUCAUCAGAGGAUGCACACUGGAGAGAAACCUUACAAAUGUAAUGAAUGUGGUAAGGCGUUUAUCCAGCAUUCACUCCUUUGGAGUCAUGAGAAAAUGCACAGUGGUGAGAAACCUUACAAAUGUAAUGAAUGUGGCAAAGCAUUUGCUGAGCGGUCAAGCCUUAACAAACACAAGAAAAUCCAUACUGGAGAGAAACCGUACAAGUGUGCUGUGUGUGGCAAAGCCUUUACCAUGAGAUCAAAUCUUACUCAACACGAGACAAUCCAUACUGGAGAGAAACCUUACAAAUGUAGUGAGUGUGGCAGAGCUUUUACCCAAUUUUCACGCCUUAGUCGACAUCAGAAAAUGCACACUGGAGAGAAACCACACAAGUGUAAUGUGUGUGGUAAGGCUUUUAUUGAACUUUCACAACUUUGGGGUCAUGAGAGAAUUCAUACUGGAGAGAAACCACACAAAUGUAAUGUGUGUGGCAAGGGAUUUACCCAACGUUCAAGCCUUAUGGCACAUCAGAGAAUUCAUACAGGAGAAAAAUCUUACAAAUGUAAAGACUGUGAUAAGGCCUUUAUCCAACGUUCCCAACUUUGGGGUCACGAGAGAACUCACACUGGAGAGAAACCUUACAAAUGUAAUGAGUGUGGUAAAGCUUUCACAAUGCGUUCAUACCUUACUCAACAUAAAACCAUCCAUACUGGAGAGAAACCUUACAAAUGUCAUGAAUGUGGCAGAGUUUAUACCCAAUUUGCAAGCCUUAGUAGGCAUCAAAAAAUGCGUACUGAAAACAGACAUAAAUCCAACACAUGUGGCAGUGCUUUUAUUCAGAACUUGAGCUUUGGGGAUCAUCUGACAAUUCAUAGUAGAAAGAAACCUUAAAAUGUAAUGCCUGACACAAAACUUGUGCAAGUAUUCAAGCCCUACUCAGGUUGAGAGACUCCAUCAUGGAGGAGACAUACAGAUGGCCAAUAGGUACAUGAUACGAUGCACAGCAUCACUAAUCAUCAGGGAAAUUCAAAUCAAAACCACAAUGAGAUACUACCUCACACUUGUCAGAAUGGAUUGUCAUCGAAAGGAAAAGUCACAGUGUUGGUGAAGAUGAGAAAAGGGAACCUCAAGCACUUUUGGUAGGAUUGUAAAUUGGUAGCUACUAUGGCAAACUAUGGCCACUCCUCAAAAAAUUAAAAAUAGAGCUGCCAUAUAAUCCAGCAGUUGCACAUCUAGUUAUUUACCUAGAGAAAACAGAAAUGCUCAUUCAGAAAAUAUAUGCACUUUGUUGUUGAUUGUACCAUUAUUUAUAAUAGCCAAGGUAGGGGACUUCCCUCGUGGUCUAGUGGCUUAGAAUCUGCAAUUCCAUUGUAGGAGGUAUGGGUUCAAUCCCUGGUCAGGGAGGUAAUCCCACAUGCCUUAAGGCCAAAAGAACAAAACAUAAAACAGAAAGAAUAUUGUAACAAAUUCAAUAAAGACUUUUAAAAUGGUCCAUAUUAAAAAAAAAAAUUUUUUUUAACAAAAUAGCCAAGGUAAGAAAGCUACCAAAAGUCCACCAAUAGGUGAAUCAAUAAAGAAAAUAGAUAAAGGGAAAAAAUAUAUAUAUACAUACACACACAGCCAUAUAUAUACACACAUAAAGUGGAAUAUUCGUUGUGGAAAAAACCAAAAUCUUGCCAUUUCCAGUACCAUACACAACUCUACAGGGUAUUUGGCUGGGUGCAAUAAGUCAGAGAAUGACACAACACAUGAUUUCACUUAUAUGUGGAAUUUAGAAAACAAAAGGAAAAUAGUCUCAUACAUAGAACAAAUAAUAUGGUUGCCAGAAGGGCAGGUGUGUGUGAAGUGAAAGAAAGUAAGAAAGUGAAAGCGAAGGCGCUCAGUUGUGUCCAACUCUUUGCAACCCCAUGGACAGUAGCACGGCAGGCUCCUCCAUGGAAUUUUCCAGGCAAGGAUAUUAGCGUGGGUUGCCAUUUCUUUUUCCAGGGGAUCUUCCUGACCCAGGGAUGGAACCCCAGUCUCCUGCACUUCAGGCAGACUCUUUACUAUCUGAGUCACCAGGGAAGCCCUUGUGUGGGAAGUAGGAGAGGUUUAAGAGGUAGAGGUCUACAGUUACAUAAUGAAGUGUAGUGUGUAAUAUAUAAAAUAAAGAGUAUAGUCAGUGAUAGUAACUCUGUACGGGGACAGAUGGCUACUAGACUUACUGGGGUGAUUAUUUCAUCCUGUAUGGAGGAGCUAAAUAGUUAUGUAGUAUACCUGAAACAAUGUGUUAUCCACUGUGUGCAUGCAUGCUAAGUCAAUUCAGGGAUUGCAUAUGUGGGAGAAAAAAUUGGGGGUGGAACAAUGGUCUCCCUGUUUGUUGAAGGGGAAUAGCUACUGUAUAUAUAAAAUAUUCAAAAUUAGUCUCAUUUUUGGAAACCAAAGGGACAGUGUUACAGAGGACAGUCAUCAAAAGAAUCAGAGUAGAGUAUCUGUGAAGGCUGCAGAUUUGGCCUCUAGAAUUGCAUUUUGAUACCAUUUUAUUAGAAUGUAUCAUGCUUCUCAUAUUCAAGUAAGUAAAGUGUAAUCUUUUUUUUAUAGUGUUAGUUGCUCAGUCGUGUCUGAUUCUUUGUGACCCCAUGUACUAUAGACCACCAGGUUCCUCUGUCCAUGGGAUUUUCCAGGCAAGAAUAUUGGAGGGGGUAAGCCAUUCCCUUCUACAGGGGAUCUUCCCAACCCAGGGAUUGAACCCAGGUCUCCUGCAGUGCAAGGCAGAUUCUUUACCAUCUGAGCCAGUAGGGAGACCCAAUGUUUUUUGUAAUCCUUAGUGAAUCGUGUGCCUUCUAUUAAUGCAAGCAUAUACCACUGCAUUGGGGGCUUCAUAAUAAUGACCCUUAAGUAUCUAUCAUCAUGUUCUCUAGGUUGAAUGGCAUCUGUGAAAAUUUCUUUUCAAAUUAGAUUUAAACAAAGUAUUUGAAAUAGAUAUAUAUUCAUAAUUUACAUUGGGGUUACAAACUCCAGAUUAUUUCUGGAGCUACAAGCUACAGAUUUUUUCUAGCUAUAAUGAAAAUAUUGUAACUACAAUUUCAGACUCAGCCCCCUGAAAUCUGCCUUCUUGGUUGUAAAUAUACACCAUAUGAUUAUAUUCCUACAUACCUUUUUGUGUGUGUGCACUUGAAGCUUUACAUGAAGUGACAAGAUACGGUGAACAUGUAAAAAUUACUAGGAGAUGAAAUUUCAGAAAUAAAGAUAAAAUAGCAAUCUCUUGUGUAUGCUUGGAGUUCAUAUUUUAAUAAAAUUCAUAUUUUAAGACAAGAAAAAAACAUACAUUUCUGUUUGCUUGUGCUUCCUCUCUCCCGAAUGUGCAGUGUGCAUCUGCGUUACACAUAAACCACAGCUCCUCAGAGGUGGGAGUGCCUCCUCGACCGUAAAGGUCAACUUACUUUUUUAUUUCUGACACUAGUGUUCUAGGAUCUUUCCUAGUGGUCCAGUGGCUAAGACUGAACUCCCAAUGCAGGGGGUCUGGGUUUGAUCCCUGGUCAGGGAACUAGAUGCCCCAUGCUGCAACUAAGACCUGGCCAAAUAAAUAUUAAUUAGAUAUUUUUUAAAAAGAGUAGUGUUCUUUCUCAACUCUGUGAGAGGUCAUGGUGACUUAACUGCUUGCUUUGUACGUGGUUACCUGGACUGUAUGUCCUUGGUGAAGUUUAUGAAAAAUGAUCAGCAUGUCAUUUUGAUGAACUAUCCUUUAUCUUGAAAAUGUAUAUACAACUGUGUCUUCGACUUCUAAUAGGCAGAACAGUUCUCAGAGCUUUAUGAGAGUCUCCCAAGUUAUAAUUCUCAGCUUGGCUCAAAUAAAAUUCCCUUUUUCUUU
Molecule: messenger RNA, 5341 nt
Organism: Cervus elaphus (red deer)
Lineage: Eukaryota; Metazoa; Chordata; Mammalia; Artiodactyla; Cervidae
Product: zinc finger protein 677-like
Exons: 5
Coding region: 643-2382 (579 amino acids)
Biological process (GO): regulation of transcription by RNA polymerase II
Molecular function (GO): DNA-binding transcription factor activity; RNA polymerase II cis-regulatory region sequence-specific DNA binding
Source: RefSeq, a predicted model, not a curated record